This is a messenger RNA of Carassius carassius (crucian carp), 481 nucleotides long. Its product is annotated as histone H2B-like. NCBI's taxonomy places the organism in Eukaryota, Metazoa, Chordata, Actinopteri, Cypriniformes, Cyprinidae. Bases 34 to 408 code for a protein of 124 amino acids. Gene Ontology annotation, cellular component: nucleosome. The record is from RefSeq and is a predicted model, not a curated record. Gene Ontology annotation, molecular function: DNA binding; structural constituent of chromatin; protein heterodimerization activity. The transcript has a single exon.
UGAUAUCUAAGAGUUUGAGUCGAAAACAUUAUCAUGCCUGAACCAGCGAAGUCCGCGCCGAAGAAAGGCUCCAAGAAGGCCGUCACAAAGAGCGCCGCGAAAGGAGGAAAGAAGCGCAGAAAGUCCAGGAAGGAGAGCUACGCCAUCUACGUGUAUAAAGUGCUGAAGCAGGUUCAUCCUGACACCGGGAUCUCUUCGAAGGCGAUGGGCAUCAUGAACUCUUUCGUCAACGACAUCUUCGAGCGCAUCGCCGGUGAAGCGUCUCGUCUCGCUCACUACAACAAGCGCUCCACCAUCACUUCCCGAGAGAUCCAGACCGCCGUGCGUCUGCUGCUGCCCGGGGAGCUGGCUAAACACGCCGUGUCUGAGGGCACCAAGGCCGUCACCAAGUACACCAGCUCCAAGUAGAGCAGUCCGACACCGAGACACACCCCAAAGACUCUUUUAAGAGCCACCCAUCCACUCACCCGAAGAGCUCUUU